GGUGUGUGUGAUUGUGUGUAAUCUCUGACAACACAUAUAUAAAACAACGACGACGGUUUUCGGAUCGAGCAAUCCGAGAACACACUUGUCUCUCGUUCCACUUUCGUAAUUUGUGUAUCGUGCAAUCUUAGUCGUCGUUUCGUUCUUGUAACAUAUAUAAUUUAAUUACAAAAAAACCAAAAAAAAACACAAUGGCAACUCCGAAAGUGUGGGCCAAGAUACAACCUCUGGAAAAUCCCGCGAAUCUUCUGGACAUCACGACGGAACAACUGGCUGUCAGUAUGCAGGAAAGGGAAUUGCGAAAGCAAUUCGACGACGGGGACAACGUGGACAAAUCGGAGAUCGACGCGGGAGAGACGUACGACGCGAGUGACACCGGCAACGACGAGGUCAUCGCGUACCUGCUGCAGUCCCAAUUCAAUCACGAGUACAACGCGAUGCUGAAGCGCACGGAAGACAAGUUCAAUCGCGAUGCGAAAGUGAAUAUCUCGUACAGUAAUUACAGGAACUCUUCCCAAGAGACUAAGGACGAGGAUAGUGUAGAUCCCAAUGCUGUUGACGAUGUCAACAGAGAUUUCGAUCGUUUCGUGAGCAUAGAGAGGGAAUACGCUUCGAUUCCGCGCUGCGGUUACAAGAAGAUGGGAAAAGAUUCGCAAAUAAUAACGAAGCACGAUAUGUUGAUGUCUUCCAGAAUAAACGCCUGUCGGGUGUUGCAAUUCCCGCCUGGCAUUCGCACGGGCGACACCGGCAAAUUUGACGUUAAACUAAACAACAAAGUGUUCAACACCCUGCGCGCUUACAGCCGCGCCCAGUGUUCCAAGGAGAGGGCCAAGAUCUCGCCCAAAUCCAAGACGCAAACCCAUCCGAAAUAGAAGACAAUAUAUACGAAAGUUCGUUUCUCUCUUGCAGCUCUUCCUAUGUCAAAUCUCAAAUCUUCGUUGUCAUUUAAUUCCAUGUUGCGCGUAUCGGUAUCUUGAGUUACCGCGGCGCGCGCUUGUGGUGAUGGCGGUGGUGGUGGUGCUUCUCGCGCCUCGACGCCGGGACGAGAGCGCCAGAUCGACGAUUUAAUAAUCAAAAUUCCUCGAUCUUCGAAUCACAACUGAUUCUGACGCUCGCGUGACAAAGCACCGGAUUGAACGAGUGCGCGUCGCGCACAGACUCCUGUUCAAAACGAGACAACCUGCCGUUUUCAAGCUCAACUGAGUCUGACGUCUCAGGAUACCGAGAGAGAGAGAGAGAGA
Molecule: messenger RNA, 1241 nt
Organism: Pseudomyrmex gracilis
Lineage: Eukaryota; Metazoa; Arthropoda; Insecta; Hymenoptera; Formicidae
Product: serine/threonine-protein kinase RIO3
Exons: 4
Coding region: 192-872 (226 amino acids)
Source: RefSeq, a predicted model, not a curated record